Messenger RNA from Anopheles marshallii, 876 nucleotides. RefSeq lists its product as uncharacterized. The transcript has 3 exons. Gene Ontology annotation, cellular component: nucleus; cytoplasm. The coding region runs from base 1 to 876 and encodes 291 amino acids. Gene Ontology annotation, molecular function: mRNA binding. NCBI's taxonomy places the organism in Eukaryota, Metazoa, Arthropoda, Insecta, Diptera, Culicidae. The record is from RefSeq and is a predicted model, not a curated record.
AUGGAUGUGGAGACAUUUUUACACGUGCCGACACCCCCGUUGCUGCAGUAUGGACGAUGCACCGUUUACGUUGGCAACCUGCACUGCCGGCUGCAGUGGGUAGAUAUUUUCCGGCUGUUUCGGAAAUACGGAUGCAUCACGAGAUUGUACUACCCGCGCAACGCGAACGGAACAGGUAUGGGUUACGCCCUGAUCACCUACUCGAACGACCAUUACGAAACAACCGCACCGUCGCGCAUCAACGGCAAAAUCAAUUGCGACAGGCUGCUGUGCGCCGUCGGGACCAUCGCAAGCGACCGCGACAUCCUAACCACCACGACGGUGCACAUAGCGAACUUCAGCGAUUUCGUGAACGAAUCCAUCCUGAAGGACGUCUUCGGCAUGCAAGGCACGGUGCGCAACGUUACCAUCCGCUGGUGCGUGUUCGGGUACCGGUACGCCCACGUCGAGUUCGAGUCCGCGCUCUGCACGGAGCAGGUGGUGGCGCAAUGCCACGGUAUGGAUCUCGGCGACGGAUUCAAGCUGCAGGUCAGGCAUGCGCACGACCGCGACACCAACGGUCCGCUGCUGCCGUCCCAAUUCCGCAAGCUGCAAACCAUGCGCAGGAAGGACAACUAUGCGCUGCUCUCCGGUGUGCCCGCCACCGCGACCGAACGUCAGCUGUUCCACUUGGUCAACAAGUACGCCAACGUGAAGGAGGUAAUUGUGCUGCGCGCCUUCGGACGCUCGACGAACUACGCCGUGGUUCAGUUCAAAACGACCGCCCAUGCGAAGUUGGCGGUUUGCAAUGCUGCUAACGUGGCGGAACAUACACUGAAGCGCGUAAGCGUUGUCUGGCGUCCGUUUGAUUUGCCGCAUCAUCACGAGGUGAUCUAA